Messenger RNA from Mesorhabditis belari, 405 nucleotides. The record is from the annotation of a GenBank genome assembly. Lineage: Eukaryota; Metazoa; Nematoda; Chromadorea; Rhabditida; Rhabditidae.
AUGAUGACGAUUUCCGGUAUUGGAAUAAUAUUAUUACUAGCGUGUUUCUCUUUUACAAAUGCGGCAGAGGGUGGGUCAUCGAUAUCUGGAAUGUGGGUGUCAUGCUAUGAGAAAAUGGAUGAUUGCUUAUCUAGAUGCGAUUCUUUCUUCCGACAAUGCUAUGUCGCUGAUCACUGCAAUGAUGGCACUCAUCAACAAGCAGCUUGUGCUCCAAAUGUCACAUCAAUGGUGUUGCUAACGUUCGCGUUGAUCGUCGGCUUGUUGACGUGUUGUUGUGUGGCGUGUUUCUGUGCACCGUGUUGCAUCUGUUAUCAAGUGUUGAAGAAAAGAAGAACAAGAGAACGAGAUACACAAUUGUUGGAGACAAAUCUCACAACAACAAAGGCUUCCGCGCCGCCCCAAAUU